AUGAGUGUUGCUCAACGAUUUCCAAUAUCAACAUUCAACCUAGCUAUACAUGUUUUUAAAUGCCACAUGUUCUUUUCUUUAAACGAUCAUCUGAGAAAUGUUUACAUAGAAUAGAAUAACAAACAUCUCUUACAGUGAGUUCUGAUAUCCUACCUACGACAGAUGUCUUGGAUUUAGAUGGUAAAUUUACAACAGUCGAUGAACAUUCUAGUUUUGUUUCAAACCAAAUUACUGAAACAGAAACACCCACGUCUGUAACAACAGGAAAUAUAAGAACAGCGAAAUAUUCUAUAUCAAGAAAUCCGAAUUCAAAAGCUAAAACUUUAUACGUGCCACGGGUAACUACAUCAGUUUAUAAAGCACAUACUGGCAAAGAUAAAGUAGUAAAAACAAUAUUUUCAACGGUGCCCAGCACGCUUGUAACAGAAAUAUCAUCGCCACAUAUAACAUCAGAACUUGUGAAAAUAUUAUUAACACAAACUUCACCGCUUUUACCUGUAUUACAAAAAGCAACAGAGCCAGAUGUUGUAGACAUGCUUGACCCCACUACAUCGUCAAAAGUGCAAAAUUUAACAACAUUUAUGAAUAUGACAAAAAUACCAGAAAGCAAAUUGCGUCCAGACUCGACAUUAGAUACAACAGAUACAACCUCACUGUACAUUACAACCGCAGAAAUAUCAGGAACGACUUCAUCAGACGGUACAAUCGAAACGAGAAAAUUGAAAACUUAUCCGGAAACAACAGCAGUGUAUCCGAAAUCAACUUCAACUUUAAAUGAACAUUCUUCAUCGCCGAAUACAUCAUUGUUAACAACUUUGGAAACGGUAGACGAAACAGCAACUUUAUAUUCUAACACAACCAAAUCAUUAAAUGAAACAUCAUCAAUGGUGUCUGAAAUAGAUUAUUCUUUUUUGUAUACAACCAAAACAUUACCAAACACAACAAAUCUUAAAUCAGAAACAACAUCAAAAUUAUGGAACGCAACGACAACAUCAUUGCAAAAUAUAACGACAACACCAUUGCCAGAUGAAUAUACAUCUGUGUCUCAAAUAACACAAAAGUCAUCUGAAAAACCCACAGGUUUAGCAAAACUGCGUUCGAAUCCAUUUCAAGCAUCAACAACGACGUUGCCGAAAGCAACAACAGUUUUGUCGGUUUAUAAGACUGGAUGGACAGCAAAUCUUUCAAAAACAACAAAAGAAUUUCCAGAAAAUACCAACACAUUUACAGAAAUAAUCACAGCAUUUCCAGAAACUACCGAAACAUUUCCAGAUAAACCAACAGCAUUUCCAGAAACAACCACGACAAUAAUGGAAACAACCACGACAAUUCCAGAAACAACCACAUCAUUUCCAGAAACUGUCGUACCAUUUACAGAAAAUCCAACAGCAUUUCCAAAAACAGACACGACGUUUUCAGAAACUACUACAAUAUUUCCAGUAACAACCAGAACAGUUCCUGAAACAACCACAACAUAUCCAGAAACAACCACGACAUUUCCUGAAACAACCACGACAUAUCCAGAAACAACCACGACAUAUCCAGAAACAACCAACACAUUUCCAGAAACAACCACGACAUAUCCAGAGACAACCAAGACAUUGCCAGAAACAACCAAUACAUUGCCAGAAACAACCACGACAUUUCCAGAAACAACCACGACAUUUCCUGAAACAACUACGGCAUAUCCAGAAACAACCACGACAUAUCCAGAAACAACCAAUACAUUUCCAGAAACAACCACGACAUUUCCAGAAACAACCACGACAUUCCCAGAAACAACCAAGACAUUUACAAAAACAACCACGACAUUUCCAGAAACAACAAAGACAUUGCCAGAAACAACCACGACAUUUCCAGAAACAACCAAGACAUUUCCAGAAACUACUACACAUUUGUUAGAAACUACCACAACUUUGCUAGAAACGACAACUACGCUACCAGAGAUAACAACACUGCCAGAAAACUAUAAUACAGUUGAAAUGUCUGAUGUAACAUCAUAUACUUUCGACAAGGCAAUACUGUUGUGCAAUGUUAGACACGCAGUCAAAUGGAAAUCACUUUCUGUAAAAGUUAAUCAAGCCUGGAGACCAUUAGAAGUCACGUUAUUUCCUUCCGGCGUCAUAAAAUGGUCACGAGCGAAGAAAAACAGGCAUGACGUCAUGUUUGACAUAAUCAACAGCACGGAUGGUACAGGAAGUAACAUGACGUUAACUUUGAUAAUAAAUGACGUCCAAUGUCGAGAUGCAAAUGAUUAUAUUUGUAGUCUGAAGUCAUCGAUAGAAGAUAGAGCAGCAAGAAGUCGCCUUAUCGUAGUGGGGAAACCAAGCAAGAAGAUUACGUUGACACUUGGGCCAUCCGUAAUAGAAGACAGGGCCUUCCGUAUAACAGCAUCAUGGCAAGGUGGUUACCCCAUACCCUGGGCAAAUAUGUCAUGGAUCGCCUUAGAUGCCAGUAAUAAAAGUUAUAAUCUGGCAGAUUACGGUGAAUAUAGAGAUUAUGAACUACACGUGGAUCACAAAUUUUGUCAAACUACACUUAAGCAUUCAAUAGUGGUCUUUCCUCGAAUACACUUGAAUGAUACGACCGUUAUAGUGAAACCUAAUAUCGAAACUAAGAGAUAUUAUGUUGACAAAUCAAUGGAAAAAUAUCUCACACAAGUCCAGCCUGGCCAAGAUAAGAUUUUAGUUAUACCAUUAAAUUAUUGUCAGAAUGAGGGAAAAGAAAUGAGCAUUCCACAUCCGUAUACACCAUGUACAAAGUUUGUGAGAUGUCUACCCGGUGAUAUGGUGAUACAACUGUGCCCUCGUGGCACGUGUUUUUACGAGGGAAAACAGGAAUGUGGUUAAUAGAAGCAUAACUACUUGUGUGUUUCAAAUAGCGUCAUAUAUUUCGAUGACGUCAUCCAGAAGAUCAAAAACAACAUCCUAGUCUCCAUUAACUGGAUAGAAGAAGGGCAGUUGUUUGUAUGGGAGAGAACAUCAUAAAGAUUAAUCUUACCAUAUGUCAGUUUACAAGUCAAAUGAUGUCAUAUGAAGACCUACUAGUAUUUAGUUUUCAACAGUAUCUUCGUAAGAUUCGAAACAUAUUCGAGUAUGUCUCCUGGCCUAACUAGUACUGGUGUUAUAUAAACAAUGUGACUAAUUAGAGGUAUAUUUGUGCAAUUGUUGAUCACGUGACCGUGUACAUAUAGUGAAAAAGUUGCAUUAAUUUUGUUUCUUCUUAAAAAAAGAGAGUUCUUAAUGAGUCCAGCAUUAAUGCAUGUACAUAAUCUGCAAUAAAUGGGAUUUGUUUAUUAUGACUAUGAAUGUAACAUUUCUUUUUUACGUUUAAUAAAUUAUGAAGUGACCCAAAUAGAUUAAAAGAUAUUGUCUUUCAUGCCUAAUGUGAUAGUUUUAGUUUAUUACAUUGGCUGUAUAAUAGGCAAUUUUCCAGCGAAUAUGCUGAUUUUUGUUCCAACAAUAUAUAUAUUAUACAAGAUAAAUGAGCCGUUCUGUGACAGUAUGGAAUAUCUAAUUCAGAUUCCAUUCCAUGGCAACAAUAAGGACCAGAAAGUAAUAUCGUUAAUUUAAAUCAAUGAAGCGUACAAAUGUUUAAAAAAUAUUGCUAACUGAAUGUGAUAUACAUUUUUGUAAAAAUAUGUUGUUCUGAGUUUCAUUUAACUUCAAGAGUAUUUUAUAAGUUUCAUUUCAACACAUAUAUUGUUUGGGUGAAUCAGAAUUUAUUUUAGUUCGAUUGUGUAGUAUGCUACAUUGUAUAAGCUUAUAGACACACUUUCGAAUCCGU
Messenger RNA from Ruditapes philippinarum (Manila clam), 3786 nucleotides. RefSeq names its product mucin-2-like. The transcript is spliced from 6 exons. NCBI's taxonomy places the organism in Eukaryota, Metazoa, Mollusca, Bivalvia, Venerida, Veneridae. Bases 534 to 2849 code for a protein of 771 amino acids. Gene Ontology annotation, molecular function: chitin binding. The record is from RefSeq and is a predicted model, not a curated record.